AUAACUGGCAAAUUACUAUGCAACGGCAGAGCAGAUUGCAGGGAUUUAUCUGACGAGACAGUGGUCGAGUGCAAAGAGAUUCUGUGUCCUAACUAUGCUUUUCGCUGCAAUUACGGUGGCUGCAUAAACAGAGAUUAUGUGUGUAAUGACAUCCAGGACUGCGUUGACAACAGCGACGAAACGCAGCUCCAGUGCACAAGAAACAUAACAAAGAUUCACACAAAAAGAUCCAUUCUCAGAUCCAUAUUUAGGGAUCUUAUAUUUGAAUGUGAAUCGAAUCAGUUUGAGUGCAACAAUGGCCAGUGCAUUCCUAGUGACAAUUAUUGUGACGGAUUUCUAAAUUGUCUUGAUGGAUCAGACGAGCAUUUAACGUGUCCCUCCAUAGAGCAACUACUAUCACAAUCAAUAUACAAAUAUCGUGACUUAUAUGAUUUUUCUAACUUUACGUGCAUAGCACCUACUCAACCGCCGAAUAGUCGUCAGCUUUUACAUCCGUCGCAAUGUUCAGAUGAAAAGGAAUGUAACGUUUCCGAGGGAACGAAAUUGAAAGUAGGAACUCGUCUCGUCUAUUCUUGUAACUCAGGAUAUGAAAUGAUAGGUUUACGAAACCGAAACGAAUUGCGGUGCACAUUGAGAGGAUGGAACAUGAGAAUACCUCAGAGACUACCAAAAUGCAUAA
Wasmannia auropunctata (little fire ant) is the source of this 679-nucleotide messenger RNA. Its product is annotated as low-density lipoprotein receptor-like. The transcript has a single exon. Gene Ontology annotation, molecular function: protein binding. The record is from RefSeq and is a predicted model, not a curated record. The annotation marks the transcript as partial. NCBI's taxonomy places the organism in Eukaryota, Metazoa, Arthropoda, Insecta, Hymenoptera, Formicidae. Gene Ontology annotation, cellular component: plasma membrane.